Messenger RNA from Caenorhabditis remanei, 1932 nucleotides. RefSeq lists its product as uncharacterized. Bases 1 to 1932 code for a protein of 643 amino acids. Gene Ontology annotation, cellular component: RQC complex. Lineage: Eukaryota; Metazoa; Nematoda; Chromadorea; Rhabditida; Rhabditidae. The transcript has 7 exons. The record is from RefSeq and is a predicted model, not a curated record.
AUGUCGAAAAGUCAAAUAAAACGACUUCAUCAACAACAAGAACUCGAGAAAAGCGUUAACUUGGAGGAUGAAGACGACAAUCCAGUUCCUGUUCAACGGAAAGGUCCGGCGAAUCGUUUUGCCUUUUUCGAUGAUGAAGAAGAGAAGGAAACUGGAAGUCAAUCAGAUGAAGUGAACGAAGAAGGAACUGAACCAAGUUCAUCCGCUCAAAAGAACAAUAAGAAAAAGGCGAAAAAGAACAAAAAGAAAGUGAAAAAAGGAACAGAUGAGCCUGAGGAAACGGAGAAUCAGAUGUUGGCUCGGCUCGCAGCUAUGAACGUGAAGGAGGCGAAAAAGGCUGGAGCUGAAGGAAACACAUCAUCAUUAGAGGAGUUAAUGAAAAUCGACAUGAAACUGUUUGACACCUCAGCUGAAGUGAAGCGUAAGCUUGGAAAAGCUUUCAAGGAAGUUGCAUUACCUGGACAACCAGAAGAACAUUCUUGGCCUCAGGGGAAAAGGGCUACUGGACGAAUUAUAAAGAACAAGCCAAGAUGGUUCCCAGAUAGGCCUUACGGUGUUUCAAUGGUUCAAAAGCAAAAAGAAGGAGAUAAUACUUGGUUCACACUUAAACAUAAUACAUUCUAUGAGCAGAGAGAAAGAAUGUUCUGGAUGGCCGAAGAUGCAAUGAAUGUUGGAAUCAUUCAGGAAAUUUUCAGCGAUGCUCCGUAUCAUCUCAAUUCGGUUCUAAUGUUGGCUCAUGUGAAUCGAAUGAGUGAAGAUUUGAAUCAAGCGGCUGAUAUGAUUGAACGUGGAAUUUGGUACGUCGAUCAACACGCCGCUCCAACUUUCGAACCAUUCAAUUGGCGUCAUCGAAUGGACUAUACGGAUUAUGAGAACCGUGUAUUCUAUCUAUUACUUCAUCGUCACAUGCUCAAUGCAGCACAUAAAAGAUGUUGGGAAACUGCAUUGAACACAGGAAAGCUUAUAUUCAAACUGGAUCCAGUCAGAGAUCCGCUCGCAAUGAUGUCCAUUAUCGACGUAUUUGCUUUGAAGGCAAAGCAAUACACGUGGAUUCUUGAUGUGUUUGAAGCGGCGAAAAAGUUCAAGAAGUUGCAUCUUCUUCCAAAUUGGCCGUAUUCCGUAGCUCUAGCUAAGUAUUUCGUGGCAAAAACAGAUGAAGAUAAAGAACAAGCUGAAAGCGAACUCUGUACAGCAAUCCGUCAUUUCCCGUCUGUUGUCGUUGCUAUCAUGGAUCUUCUUCAAAUUCAUCCGGAUUCAGCAGUGAUGAAUUGCAAGAUGUUGACCUCGUUCACAGCUGACAAUGAGCAUGACAGUCUGAAACUACUCGUUAAAAUCUACACAAAGCAAACAGAAGAAAUAUGGAAAGUGCCUGAGACCCUACUAUUUUUGGAGGGAGCUACACGAAAAGUUGCGACAUCGAAUGAUUCGAAAGAUAAAGAAGAAUGUGACGAGUGGAAAGAGAAAAGAUUCAAAAUGUACCACGGCCGUUCUCCGAACGUUGACCGUUUGGGUGAACUUCUAGAAGUGAUUCCAUCAACAUCAAUUUCGGAUCCAGUUCCACCUAAAAAUGGUCGGUGUGGAUAUCCGAAAAACGGGCAGACUGCACGUGUACUUGCUGACAAUAGUUUUCUUGGUGGAUUAUUGCAUUCUCUACUCCCCCACUUUGAUGGAGAAAACUCAUUCCAAGAACAAUUGAAUCGAUACGGUAGUGACUUCCUUCAAUUUAUCAUGAAUCAAUUCAAUGGACCUGAGAAUGGGGACCCUGAACAGGUGGCAGCCAGAUGGAUGGAACAUAGAGAGGGCCUAGAGCCGAGAGGAGCUGGAGACGUUAUUCAAUUCCAGAUUGAGGAGCCAUUCGAAUUGCCUCGAAUCCCAGGAGAACGUCGCGAUGAUCAAGAAGAACAAAAUGACAAUGAUCGCGAAAAUAAUUGA